Messenger RNA from Miniopterus natalensis, 2792 nucleotides. RefSeq names its product glutaminyl-tRNA synthetase 1 (gene QARS1). Gene Ontology annotation, cellular component: cytoplasm; cytosol; aminoacyl-tRNA synthetase multienzyme complex. Gene Ontology annotation, biological process: translation; glutaminyl-tRNA aminoacylation. Gene Ontology annotation, molecular function: glutamine-tRNA ligase activity; ATP binding. The record is from RefSeq and is a predicted model, not a curated record. NCBI's taxonomy places the organism in Eukaryota, Metazoa, Chordata, Mammalia, Chiroptera, Miniopteridae.
CUGAGGCAAGAAACGCGAUAGGGACUCACAUUUGUUCCCGAGAACAGACUAGGAUGGUCCCAAGGUUUCCAGGGUGCAAGGAGAAAAGCAGAAGAGCAAAGGCCCGUGCCAAAGGCCUGCCUCCCGCUUCAAGUUCGGCCGCCUCCUACCCCUCACACGACCGGGAGCGCGGAGACGGAUAUGAAGCGCCGGAAAAGGCUGGUUGGGGCGCACCCGGUCAUUUAAAUGGCGCCGACGAUCCUGGCGAGCCGCGGCCCCUCCCGCCGAGCAAGGACAUCAUUGGCUCGCCCUGGCGCCUUCGCUCUCCUAUUGGUCAGUGGGCAAACGUCAGCGUGCAGGCCGGAAACCAAAGUUUUCUUCCGGUUUCCGGUGCCUCCGCCAUGGCGGCUGUGGACUCUCUGUCGCUCUUCACCGGCCUCGGCCUGAGCGAGCACAAGGCUCGCGAGACGCUCAAGAACGCAGCUCUGAGCGCGCAGCUGCGCGAGGCUGCGACUCAGGCACAGCAGACUCUGGGCUCCACCAUCGACAAGGCUACAGGGACCCUGCUCUAUGGCUUGGCCUCCCGGCUCAGGGACCCCCGGCGUCUCUCUUUCCUCGUGAGCUACAUAGCCAAUAAGAAGAUCCACACGGAGUCGCAGCUGAGCGCUGCCCUUGAGUAUGUGAAAAGUCAUCCCUUGGACCCCAUCGACACCGUGGACUUUGAGCAGGAAUGUGGUGUGGGCAUCACGGUGACUCCGGAGCAGAUUGAGGAGGCUGUAGAGGUUGCCAUAAAUCGCCACCGGCCCCAGCUCUUAGUGGAGCGUUACCAUUUCAACAUGGGACUGCUGAUGGGAGAGGCUCGGGCCGUGCUCAAGUGGGCAGAUGGCAAAAUGAUCAAGCAUGAAGUGGACAUGCAGGUCCUCCACCUUCUGGGUCCCAAGACGGAGACUGAUCUGGAGAAGAAGCCUAAGGUAGCAAAGGCUCGGCUGGAAGAAAUAGACCGGAGGACAGCCAAGGAUGUGGUGGAGAAUGGUGAGGUUGCUGGCCAGACCCUGUCUCUGAUGGAGCAGCUCCGAGGGGAGGCGCUUAAGUUCCACAAGCCUGGUGAGAACUACAAGACCCCAGGCUAUGUGACCACUCCACAUACAAUGGAUCUACUGAAGCAGCACUUGGAGAUCACUGGGGGACAGGUACGUACCCGGUUCCCGCCAGAGCCCAAUGGAAUCCUGCAUAUUGGACAUGCCAAAGCCAUCAAUUUCAACUUUGGCUAUGCCAAGGCCAACAAUGGGAUUUGUUUUCUGCGCUUUGACGACACCAACCCUGAGAAGGAGGAAGCAAAGUUCUUCACUGCCAUUUGUGACAUGGUGGCCUGGCUGGGUUACACACCUUACAAGGUGACAUAUGCCUCUGACUAUUUUGACCAGCUGUAUGCCUGGGCUAUCGAGCUCAUCCACAGGGGCCAGGCCUAUGUGUGCCACCAGCGAGGAGAGGAGCUCAAAGGCCACAACCCUCUGCCCUCUCCCUGGAGAGAUCGUCCCGUAGAGGAGUCACUGCUGCUCUUCGAGGCAAUGCGUAAGGGCAAGUUUGCGGAGGGUGAGGCCACACUGCGGAUGAAGCUGGUGAUGGAGGAUGGCAAGAUGGACCCUGUGGCCUAUCGAGUCAAGUAUACACCACACCACCGCACAGGAGAUACCUGGUGCAUCUACCCCACCUAUGACUACACACACUGCCUCUGUGACUCCAUCGAGCACAUCACCCACUCACUCUGCACCAAGGAAUUCCAGGCCCGACGCUCUUCCUAUUUCUGGCUGUGCAAUGCGCUGGAUGUUUAUUGUCCUGUGCAGUGGGAGUAUGGCCGCCUCAACCUGCACUAUGCAGUUGUCUCUAAGAGGAAGAUUCUCCAGCUUGUGGCAGCCGGUGCUGUGCGGGACUGGGAUGACCCACGGCUCUUCACACUCACAGCCCUACGACGGCGGGGCUUCCCACCUGAGGCAAUCAACAACUUCUGUGCUCGGGUGGGGGUGACAGUUGCACAGACGACAAUGGAGCCACAUCUGCUAGAAGCCUGUGUGCGUGAUGUAUUGAAUGACACAGCCCCACGGGCCAUGGCUGUGCUGGAACCAUUACAGGUCAUCAUCACCAACUUUCCUGCUGCCAAGACCUUGGACAUCCAGGUGCCCAACUUCCCAGCUGAUGAGACCAAGGGCUUCCAUCAGGUUCCCUUUGGAUCCAUUGUCUUCAUCGAGAGGACUGACUUCAAGGAGGAACCAGAACCCGGUUAUAAGCGCCUGGCAUGGGGCCAGUCUGUGGGCCUGAGGCAUACAGGCUACGUCAUCGAGCUGCAGCGAGUCGUAAAGGGCCCCAGUGGCUGUGUAGAAAGCCUGGAGGUGACCUGCAGAAGGGCAGAUGCUGGAGAAAAGCCCAAGGCCUUUAUUCACUGGGUUUCACAGCCCCUGACCUGUGAGAUUCGCCUCUACGAGCGACUAUUUCAGCACAAGAACCCUGAGGAUCCUGCUGAGGUGCCUGGUGGAUUCUUAAGUGACCUGAACCCGGUAUCACUGCAAGUGGUGGAGGCGUUAGUGGAUUGUUCUGUGGCCCUGGCAAAGCCCUUUGACAAGUUCCAGUUUGAGCGGCUUGGCUACUUCUCCGUGGAUCCAGACAGCCACCAGGGACAGCUUGUCUUCAACCGGACUGUCACACUGAAGGAGGACCCAGGAAAGGUGUGAGCUGGAAGCCCCAUCAACUUACUUCAUCCUUCUGGAGGCUAGGGGUACCCAGACUCCAUGUCAAUAAAGAACAGCUAAAUAUCCCCU